AUGAAAAAAUUAUUUUUGUUACCUAUAUUAUUGUGUUUUUGUAGUAAAGUAUCAAUAAUUAAGUAGGUACAAUAGGCGCAACAUAGGCCUUGUAUACAAUAAAACUAAUAUUACGCUUAUUAAAGUCUCUCGAUUAUGUUUAUUAUUGUUCACGUUUAUGGUUUCAUUUUACGCUUAGGGUUUAAAGUUUACUUAUAUUACUUAUGAGUUACGAGCUCAACGUUAAAACGGCGGCAGUUCUUUUGAACCAUAGAGUCGCCGAGUUUGAGUAGGUAUGAGCGAGUUUAUGAACGCAACCCGUCGCCAUGCGUGCGAGGGAAGCGGGGUAGGAUCACAGGGAUUCCCCGACGAACGAGAGUGUCAAACCAAAACAAAACAAUUGAACAAUCAUUUGAUUGAAAGUGUGUGUAAGGUGCGCAUUGAUUUUUUAUAAUAUAAAGUUGGUGUGUUACUGAUUGUUUUAAAGUGUUUUCACGAUGAGUGACAGUAAUAAUGAUAAGAAAAAAAAGUUAUCUGGUUACCAGAAUCUAAUAAGGAAAAGAAAACAAGAAGAAGAACGUAAUAAAAAUGCAACUAAAAUCAGUAAAUAUUUUACGGCCCUACCAUCCACUUCGACACAAUCAUUAGAGACAGAAACCAGUCAUGUUAUCGAUGAAAGUGUUAUUAAAUCUGAUUCAAAAAACGCUUCCUGUGGUGAUGAUGCCGCCGAACUUACGUCUGUACCUGAUACACUAUCUACACCGUCAAGACAAUUAUCGUCACCAAUCCCAACUUUUUCCAAAGAUGACCCUGGAGCCUGGCCAGAAGUUUUAAAUGCUACUUUAAUCGAGUAUUUAAUAGAAAAUCCGAUUAAACAAAUAAAACAGUACAAUUUUCCGCGUGACUCUUCGGGACGAAAAUUUUCUGAGUAUUAUUAUGAAAGGCAUUUAGGAAACGGUGAAAAGUAUCACAGAGAGUGGCUGCUGUAUUCGGUGUCCAAAAAUGCCGUUUACUGCUUCUGUUGCAAGCUAUUUGAAUCAAAAUAUAAAAAUAAAUUCUGCGAGGGAAUUAGUGAUUGGCAACAUCUAGCUUUGUAUUGCAGCAGACAUGAGAAAAGUUCUGCUCAUUUCAAUAAUUAUAAAAAAUGGACAGAUUUGUGUCAUGCUCUUAAAAAUAAAAACACUAUUGAUAGUAUUCAACAAAAGCUUUUAGAGGUUGAAAAGCAGCGCUGGUACGAUGUAAUAAAAAGAAUAAUAUAUGUAGUCCAAUUUUUAAGUACACAAAAUAUGGCUUUUCGUGGCCAAAGCCAAAAAUUAUAUGAUAGGAACAAUGGUAAUUUUUUAAAAUGUAUUGAAAUGUUAGGAAAAUUUGAUCUCUCAAUGACUGAACACAUACGACGCGUAAUGAAUGAUACGGAUUUUAAAAAUAUGCCGACUUAUCUUGGAGAUAAAAUUCAAAAUGAAAUCAUUCACAUUCUCGGUAAACAAAUUCAAGAUUUUAUUUUAAAUUUAUUUCAAAUUAAUAAAUAUUUUGCAAUUAUACUGGAUUGUACUCCUGACGUUUCACACGUAGAACAAAUUAGUAUUAUAAUAAGAUUUGUCAAUUUUAAUACAGAAAGUAGAAAGUUGGAAAUAAGAGAACAUUUUCUAGCUUUCUGUCCAAUUGUUGAUACAACUGGUGCUGGGUUAACGUCAUUUAUUAUUGAAAAAUUAAACAACAUUAAUUUGAAUAUAAAUAAUUUAAGGGGCCAGGGUUACGACAAUGGAUCAAAUAUGCGCGGUAAGAAUAAUGGUCUUCAGAAAAGAUUGCUGGAUUUAAAUCCCCGCGCUUUCUAUGUACCGUGUGCUAGUCAUAGUUUAAAUUUAAUAGUAAACGACUCUGCCAACCUCAAUCAUCAUACGACUGGAUUUUUUUGUAUUGUGCAAGAAUUAUAUAAAUAUUUUUCAUCCUCUGCUAAAAGAUGGGAUUUAUUAAAAAAAUAUGUCAUAAAUCUGACCUUAAAACCAUUAUCUGAAACAAGAUGGUCAAGCAGAAUAGAUGCUAUAAAACCGCUUUUUACAAAUUUACCAGAAAUUUAUGAUGCCCUAUAUGAAAUAACAAAUAAUUUAUCAUAUGAUCCGAAGGCAAAGUAUGACGCUAAAUGUCUAGCAGAAAAAAUAUGCACAUUUUCAUUUAUUUGUUCACUAAAUGUAUGGCAUAUAAUAUUGACAAAAGUAAAUUUUGUGAGUAAAAUUCUGCAGUCCGUCGAUAUGAAUUUGCAAGUUGCUUUAGACGCUUUAACAGAUUUAAAAAAAAUUUUAAUAAAAAUUAGAACAGACACAAAUUUUGAAGAAAUUGUAAGUGAUGCCAAAAAAAUUGCCGAAAAAUUAGACGUCGAGACUGAAUUUGAAACUUCCAGAUCCAGACCCCUAAGAUGUCGUAAAACUCCAAAGAAUUUCGAUUAUGAACACGAAGACCACACUAUAAAUGAUCCGAAAACCUCUUUUAAAAUUAAUGUAUUUUUUUAUAUAUUAGACCAAGCUUUAUCCUCCGUAAAUGAAAGGUUUAAUUUAUUGAACAAUCACAACGACGUGUUUAAUUUUUUAUUUAAUUUAAGUGACGACCAAGAUCAAACACGAUUAAGAAGUAACUGUCAUCUUUUACAGGAGAAACUUUCAGCAAAUGAUUCAUUGGAUAUUAACGCCGAUGAUUUGUUUGAAGAAAUAAUGUCAUGUCAGCCAUUUUUCAAAAAAUUAAAUAAUAAUGUUGUGAAAAUUCUUGAAUUUAUAUAUUUAAACAAUUUGACAGCUGUAUGCCCUAACAUUACUAUAGCAUUACGAAUUAUGCUAACUAUGCCAGUUACAGUAGCAAGCGCGGAAAGGUCCUUUUCUAAGUUAAAACUUAUAAAAAAUUAUCUGCGCUCCACAAUGAGUCAGGAAAGACUAACAAAUUUAGCAACAAUAUCCAUAGAGGAGGCCAUACUAGACCAUAUAGACAUACAUGAAAUUAUCAAGGAUUUCGCAAACAAAAAAGCGAGAAAAGUGGAAAUAUUAUAAUUUAAGUAGGAAUAUUUACAUUCUUGCAAAUGUUAAAUUCUUGUUAUUUUUUUAAACAUAACAUAAGUACGUAAUAGUCAUAUAUUAGUAUUAUUAGAAAAAAGUCAA
Messenger RNA from Spodoptera litura, 3122 nucleotides. Lineage: Eukaryota; Metazoa; Arthropoda; Insecta; Lepidoptera; Noctuidae. The record is from RefSeq and is a predicted model, not a curated record.